Racocetra persica is the source of this 167-nucleotide messenger RNA. The record is from the annotation of a GenBank genome assembly. NCBI's taxonomy places the organism in Eukaryota, Fungi, Glomeromycota, Glomeromycetes, Diversisporales, Gigasporaceae.
AAGGAGUAAAUAUUGACUGGCCUGCUUGGAAAUAUUACGGCCAUGAUGAACUUAUUGACAAAAGAAGUGGCCUAAACUAUUUAAUGAUUUUCUUUCUUGACGAUAAUAAUUCAGAAGUUAUUGGUGUGUUAACUGUUUAUCCUCAAUCUUCGCAAUCGAUAUCCUGA